UUCCCCCUAAAGCUAAGGAUUUAGUGUGGAGAGCUUCCUCAGGCUGUUUACCAACAAAGUCCCAGAUCCAGUUGCGGCAUUUGAACGUGGAUCCUACCUGCCCUCUUUGUCAAUCGGCCAGAGAAACAAUUGUGCACAGUUUAGUUACUUGCCCCCUAGUUUGGCCGUGUUGGGUACGUUUGGGUUUUCCUGUUCUGGCCCCGACCUCAGAAACGUUUGGCUCGUGGUUGAUGCAAUUUUUGGCUCGGCUUGACCAAGAUAAAAUACCCAGAGUUUUCAUGUUGCUUUGGGCAGUUUGGUUUAGAAGAAAUGAGUGGGUAUGGCGUAAUAAACAGGGCUCGUGUUUUGGGAUCUCACUCAUGGCCGAGUCUUCGCUGCAAGCCUGGGUUCAAGCUCAAGACCGAUCGAUUGCGCCUCUGCAUCACUUUCUUUCGCCUGAAGAUGGUCGUGAAUCUUGGAGUAAGCCGCCGUUGGGCUACCUCAAAGUCAAUGUCGACGCAGCUAACUUCAAGGAAGCUUCAACGUUUAGCUUCGCUGGGGUUGCCAGAAACCAUGAGGGUGUGUUGAUGGAGGCGUUUUCUGUGUGUAGAAUGGGUUCGGUUUCUCCGGAAUUGGGUGAGGCCAUGGGGGUUCGCGAGGCCCUCAGUUGGAUAAAGAGGAAGAAUUGGGUGCAGGUGCUUUUGGAGACCGAUAGCAUUCUGGUGGUGCAAGCUUUGAGAAGCAGCUGUUCUUUGCCCUCUUACUUUGGUAGAGUGAUAGAUGAAUGCAAGGAAUUGUUGAACAAUAUGAGUUCUGUUUUAAUUAAUUUUGUAAAACGUUCUGCAAAUGGGGCAGCCCAUGCUUUGGCAAAGGAGUCAUCCUUUGUUGCUGAACGUAGUUUGUUUCAGGAGGAUAUGUCCUCUCUGGUGUUGGAUGUUUUGAUUAAAGACUGUUGCUAAUGAAAUACUUA
Humulus lupulus (European hop) is the source of this 949-nucleotide messenger RNA. RefSeq lists its product as uncharacterized. Gene Ontology annotation, molecular function: RNA-DNA hybrid ribonuclease activity; nucleic acid binding. The transcript has a single exon. The record is from RefSeq and is a predicted model, not a curated record. The coding region runs from base 231 to 938 and encodes 235 amino acids. Lineage: Eukaryota; Viridiplantae; Streptophyta; Magnoliopsida; Rosales; Cannabaceae.